Colossoma macropomum (tambaqui) is the source of this 1258-nucleotide messenger RNA. RefSeq names its product T cell leukemia homeobox 3b (gene tlx3b). Gene Ontology annotation, molecular function: RNA polymerase II cis-regulatory region sequence-specific DNA binding; DNA-binding transcription factor activity, RNA polymerase II-specific. The transcript is spliced from 3 exons. Gene Ontology annotation, biological process: animal organ development; regulation of transcription by RNA polymerase II. NCBI's taxonomy places the organism in Eukaryota, Metazoa, Chordata, Actinopteri, Characiformes, Serrasalmidae. Gene Ontology annotation, cellular component: nucleus. The coding region runs from base 337 to 1224 and encodes 295 amino acids. The record is from RefSeq and is a predicted model, not a curated record.
GAAAGUGACCAAUGAAAACAGGAAAGAGCGCGAGGAGAGCUCGUGCAGGGGGUUCUGCGCGCUGAGAGGACGCCAAAACUUUUCCAGCCGCUGACCAACGCGCCCCAGCAGAUCCGAUGCUGAAGACCAGAAGAUCCGAGAAGAUCAUUUAAGCUGGAUUUUUUAAAUAGAUUUUCUACUCAGCAGCGUCUGAGUGGUGCGGUUCCUCCUCUGCAGACCGUCUUUGUUGGUGGAAUGAGCUCCAAACGGCGCUGGUGAGAUUCUGGAUUUCUCUGAAACUGCGCUCGCGACCAUAACGCUGUAAAUAAGAAAAGCGCGCUGAGUCGAAUUCGCGCCAUGGAGCAAGCCUCAAGCUCCAGCCCGAGCGGCACCGGCCACACUCCCCAUCCCACCCAGCACGAGCCCAUCAGCUUCGGCAUCGACCAGAUCCUCAGCGGAACUGACCAGGAUUCUCAGCAGAACUCCUCGAAGGCCAGCUCGGACUCUGAGCGGGUCAGCGAGGGCGGCUACCCGCUGGGCAGCCCGACCGGGGCCAGCGCGACCCCGUACCCAGCGGUGACCGGUGCUUUCCAUGGCAUCGCAGCUCCGUAUGAGGAGGCCAGGCCAUACGGGGUCAACCUAACCCUCACCCCUGGUGGGGUCAUAAGGGUCCCGGCCCACCGGCCACUGGCCGCUGCUGUCCCACCGCCUUUGGCCAGCGCGGCGCCCGGUCUGGGGGGCAUCGGCUUCCCCUGGAUGGAGAGCAGCCAGCGCUUCGCCAAGGACCGGUUUGCAGCGGCCCUGGCGCCCUUCACUGUGGCCAGGCGCAUUGGUCACCCCUACCAGAACCGCACGCCCCCCAAGAGGAAGAAGCCCCGCACGUCCUUCUCCCGCGUGCAGAUCUGCGAGCUGGAGAAACGCUUCCACCGGCAGAAGUACCUGGCCAGUGCAGAGCGGGCAGCACUUGCUAAAACCCUGAAGAUGACGGAUGCGCAGGUCAAAACCUGGUUCCAGAACCGCAGGACCAAAUGGAGGCGACAGACGGCUGAGGAGCGGGAGGCGGAGCGCCAGCAGGCCAGCCGGCUGAUGCUCCAGCUCCAGCACGACGCCCUGCAGAAGUCCCUGAGCGACUCGGUCCCUGCCGACCCCCUCUGCAUCCACAACUCCUCGCUGUUUGCCCUGCAGAACCUGCAGCCGUGGGCGUGUGGCGACGAGGGCACCAAACUGGGUGCGGCACUCGUAUGAGCUACCGACUCGGAGCAGCGGUCAGCAGCCUUCG